GAACGGGAGUACUUGCUAUGGCAAGGAAGUGGAGGAGGAACAGGAAGAGAAAGAGAAAGUCGUCAUCCGAUCUGCUUGAUCUGCCACUGGACAUUAUAAUCGAUAUACUAUGCAGGCUUCCCGUCAAGUCAAUAAUACAAUGCAGGAGAGUCUGCAAAACUUUACGUACCAUAAUCACUUCAAACCCUCAAUUCGCUGAAAAUCACUUGUCGAGGUCGCCAGUCCAGUUUCUCCAUCAAAGUGGCUCCUUUUCUAGAACUUUUCAAUUGUUCGAGUUCCAGCACGAGAACGACGCCGCUUUUAGUAUCCCAAUCAAAUUUAAUAUCAAAAGGUCUAACCUUUUUGUCCUGAGUUCGUGCGACGGGUUUCUCUGUCUUGGUGACCGCAGCCGGUUUUAUAAUCCCGUUAAGAUGUGUAAUCCGGUCACCGGCGAGUAUAUAAAUUUACCUGAAAAGGGCUUGGACAAGAGGAUAGAAGGGGUGGUCGUUUCAGGGUUCGGUUACAGUUCCAUAAGCAAACAAUACAAGGUGGUGCGUUGGGUCCGUCGAAAAAUUGCCGCCCGAGAGGAGCAUGAUAAUGUUGCUGUGGUGACUGAGUUAUACACGCUAGGUGACGAGUCAUGGAGGAGAAUAUCUGAUGCUCCCAAAUUUGAGUACGACAUUUUUAUGAAUUUCCCUAGCUCGGCUAAUGGAGUGUUCUUGAAUGGAUUGUUUCACUGGAUUUCUUAUCGUAAAUGUGGUUCAUAUCGUUCAUAUUAUAUGGUGUCAUUUGAUUUUGAAAGCGAGAAGUUUAAUGUUGUGCUGUUGGCUCCAUCAUGUAGACCUAAGUUUACAGCGAUGUUGAAUGAGGUGGUUGUGGGAGUUCUUGGAGUUUGUCUUUUUAUAAAUGACAGUGAAUUUGGUUUGUGGGUGAUGAAAGAUUAUGGAGUCCAAGAAUCUUGGACUCGGUUGAGCUGCUCUUCACAUAACAUGCACUUUCUGCCUAUUAAAUAUUUGAGAGAUGGGAAAAAAAUAAUGUUAGGAAGCUACACAAAGAUGGGAUUUCGUUGGUAUGAUCCCACAAAGGCUCCUCCAGACUGUUUUGGUACUAUUAAUCUUCCUGCUGUUCCAAGAAGAGGACUAUUUAAGAUAAUUGCCCAUAUUCCAAGCUUUUUCUCAUUCAAGGAUCUUAUGAAACAGAGACAACAAGGUCCUUUAACAUUUUAGCAUAGGGUGGCUGGUUCUUUGGUUCUUUCAAAGUGGACAAUUGUUUGGGUCUUUAUAUAUAUCCACGUGUAUUUUAGUAAUUAAGAGUAAUAUUUCUGCCAUA
This is a messenger RNA of Jatropha curcas, 1308 nucleotides long. Its product is annotated as F-box protein CPR1. The record is from RefSeq and is a predicted model, not a curated record. Lineage: Eukaryota; Viridiplantae; Streptophyta; Magnoliopsida; Malpighiales; Euphorbiaceae. Gene Ontology annotation, molecular function: protein binding.